AUGGCGAGGUCCAGGGCUGGAACAGGGAACUUUCCCAAAGAGCCUCACUCUGUGUCCCUCAAAGUUCUAAGGCUCUCGCGACCAUCACUAGCCCAACAGCACCCGUUACCGCGCGAGAGCGAGACCAAGAUACCGCAUACAGCCUCUUCGGCAUAUCCAAGCGAUGGCACUGACCAAGAGUUCAUCCUUUCAACCAAUCUAGGGCUUCCGCCUUCAUUUGGCUCUGCACAUGUAGGCGAGACUUUCUCGUGCGCACUCUGUGCAAACAAUGAACUCCCCCCAGGAAGGACUUUCAAAUCGGUGUCCGGCAUCCGGAUCAUCGCGGAAAUGCAGACUCCAUCUCAAUCUCUCCCAUUGGAACUUCAUGCUGCUGAUGUCGAGGAGGACCGCAUAGACCCUGACCGAUCACUGCAGAGAAUCAUCCAGUUCGACCUGAAGGAAGAGGGCAAUCAUGUCCUUGCUAUCAACGUUUCGUACACAGAAACAACGUCUGGCGAUGGCCAGGCGACCAGCGGAAAGGUACGGUCAUUUCGAAAGCUGUAUCAGUUCGUUGCUCAGCCAUGUCUGAGCGUGCGGACAAAAGCGACGGAGCUGCCAUCAAUCGAAGUUGCUGAUAAAAGUCACCGUCCCUAUGGAAGAACAGUUUUAGCUCGGUAUGUGCUGGAAGCACAACUCGAAAAUGUGUCUGACAGUUCGAUUGUGCUUGAAGAGGCACGGCUUCAGACCAAGGCACCCUUCAAAGCCACGUCCCUCAACUGGGAUGCGGAAAGAGAUGCUGGAGUCGAUCUCGAACGUCCCUUUGUGAAUAUGCGAGACAUUAUCCAGGUAGCUUUCCUUGUGGAGCAAGAACAAGACGUAUCUGAAGGGCUUGAGGAGUUACGGUCCAGUAUGAGAAGAGAUGGCAGGGCAGUGCUAGGUCAACUAGCUAUCCAAUGGCGGACAUCCAUGGGCGAACGAGGUGCUUUGAGCACCGGAAAUCUUUUGACGAGGAGGAAGGUGUCGUAA
This is a messenger RNA of Exophiala spinifera, 1005 nucleotides long. RefSeq lists its product as uncharacterized. NCBI's taxonomy places the organism in Eukaryota, Fungi, Ascomycota, Eurotiomycetes, Chaetothyriales, Herpotrichiellaceae. Gene Ontology annotation, cellular component: TRAPPIII protein complex. The record is from RefSeq and is a predicted model, not a curated record. The transcript has 3 exons. The coding region runs from base 1 to 1005 and encodes 334 amino acids.